Molecule: messenger RNA, 4142 nt
Organism: Drosophila eugracilis
Lineage: Eukaryota; Metazoa; Arthropoda; Insecta; Diptera; Drosophilidae
Source: RefSeq, a predicted model, not a curated record
CUCCGGUCGCUGCCUCGGCUGCUGAGUUUUCCAUACCAUUUUCUCGGCUGGAAAAUGCAAAUUACGAACGAACGAAAGUGUUGUCGCCUACUGAAGAAUAGGAACGUGACCGAGUCUUUGGGAAAAUAAGCAGAAUUUGUACUUUGAUUGCGGGGCUUGCGAAGAAAGUUUUUGCCCAUUUUAUUGUUUGGAUAAAUCGAGACCAACAUUUAGCAAUUUAAGAUCUGUCAAGUGUAAAGUGAAUUUUUAAAUUAAAUAAUGUGUCACGGAAAAGUCAAAGAAGCUAAUUAAUGAGCCGGCUCCAGUGCGAUGAUUGAAUGAUGGCCCCAGUGGAGCACGCCAUGCAACACCCUAUCCGAGCAUCUGAAACCCUAUGCAAAAGGUGUGAGGCCGAGCCUCGUGUGAUUCGCUAACAUGCUGGAAAUUAACUUACAUUGCGCCUAAACGGAUUGCAUUCACCGCUAAUUGGCCACAAAUUGCGCGCUCCUCCGCCGCCAAAAAAACAAAAAAAUAGUAAAAACUAACAUUAAUAAACAUAGAGUGAAUCGGUGAAUUGCAAACAGCGUUUUGCAUCCGCAGCUGCGGCAUUCCGUGAGUGUUUAGCACGUCCAGCCCCCCAGAAGGAGGAGGAUGGUCACCUGCAAGGUGGACUCCCAAACCGCGGUAGCUGUUCCCAAAAUGAAUGCUCCCCGGACCCGCGGAAAGCCCGCAGGCAGCAACAGCAAUAGCAACUCUUCUGGCUUUCGGCUCCUGGACGGCGACCAGCUCGAAAAUAAUUCGAGUGUCAGCCGAAACUCGAUCUACAAACUUAAGAUCGAUCUGAUGUUUGACGAUUCCAGAUCCAUGCGAAGCAGCCGCCUCGACGAUCCCCGGGGAUCGCAUCGCACCCGCUCCAUCAUCAUGUAUGGGCGCAGUGAGUUGGCCAGCAACUCGGGCGACACGCCCCGCUCCCUCAGCAGCUUCCUGCAGGACAACGGGCAGUCGUCCAAGGUACUCGCCGAGGCGGCCAAGAAAGACGUGCAGCGGAUCAGCAACAAUGUGCAGGCCCAGAUCGAGCAGCUGUUUACGGAUGUGGCCAAGGACGCGACCAGCAGCUUCGAUGUCACCUACCUGGGAUCGCUGCCGCUGAAGGACAAAGUGACCAGUCUUCAGGGUCUGCAGGAGCCACUGCGGCAGCUGUACCUCAGUGAGGUGACCAAGAAGCAAAAGCUUAACACCGGAUCGCUGGAUAUCUGCGCCACCGGACUGAGAGUGAAAAUCAGCGCCAUGGCGGUCUCGAAUGGAGCUGGCGCUCCAGAGGAAAGUGAGGCCCAAAUUACACCCUUCCACAACAUUGCCGUGUGGUCGGCGGUGAAGUUCAUCAUAUCCGAUGACGACGGUGGUGCGGCCUUUCUGCCCUUGAUCACCGAUCCAGAGAACAUUGACAAGACUGCCCUGUUCCAACCUUUAAGCUCUAGCGAGCAGCUUGCUGUGGAGAACAGCAUCCAUGUGCACGCUCCCAUCUUUGCGGUGGUAAUGCGCUCGGCCAGUUCACCCAAGGGUCUCGAGUGCCAUGGAUUUAUCUGCAAGAGCACCGAGGAUGCCAUCGUAAUUGCAGCCACUCUUUAUCAGAGUCUGAUGGCCCAUGUGAGCACCAGUUCACGACGGAACACCCAGAGGAGGGCUCCUCGGCAGCAGAACGGAGUCAGCUGUGUCAGCAUCGCCAGCAGCUCGGCGCUGGCCAGCUCGAAUUAUCUGUCCCGCUCCCAGAUCAUACCCAGUGCCUGUGGGAGGCGCAGCUCCUUUCGGGGGAAGUACCAAUGGGGUGGCGCUCCAUCACGCUCCGGACGAAAGAAGCGAGUGUCCAACAGCUCAUUGAGCUCUCAUAGUAAUGUCAUAAACGAAACUGCCGAGCUGGAAACAUCGACGGAGGAGCGCAGGCGUAAGUCGCACAAAUCAAAGCGGGCUCCCCCAGUUCCUACGACAGUACCAUGUGCUGGAGGUCACAGAAAUGGAGGAGUUUCAUGCCGGAGUUCCAACAUAGUGUGUGGCAAUGGUCACGUCACACGGCUGCAUCAGAACGGCCAUCCCGGCAAGAAGCAGUCAGUGGGAUCGGAGCUGUCAGCCAGUGUCGAUGUAGCCCCCGCCAAUGGAGACAUCCUCACUCGGGUUGCCAUUCCCAGAUCUGGUAGCUUCCUGAACACCGGAGGGCUGACGCGCUACAAAUCGCGAGCGGCGAGACGCCAUUCCGGCAAGCUGAGCGGUGGAGGCGGCGGCGGAGGAGGUUCCCCACUUGGUUUCAGCGAACUGUUUAACGAAUUUCGCCUGCACGAGAACCUUCACUCGUUGGACGACAUCCUGUACGCCAUUAUCGACGCUGAUGGAAUGUCCUUCAACGAUCUGAAGCCCAUUUACAAGGAGUUCUUGCUCAAGCUUGCUGUCACUCUCACCCAAGACGAGCUCUUCCAGCGCUCCAAGAACAUCAUGAGGCGCCAGAAGAAAAAGAAACAGAAGCGCAAGGCUAGUGUUAAUGGAUCGCAGAAGAAGGCUAGGACCAGCUUUUUUGGCACAAAGAGUCUGAAGAAGGUCUUCCAACUAAGCCAGUUUCGUUCAUGCCGCGGCAAAUUGACCAAGCCGGCGGUGAAGGAUGACACCUUGGACAGCAAGAGAAAGCCGACGAUCAGUGCACCCAUCAUUAUCGGACAGCCCAUAAUACACCACAGCGACGCCCAGCAGCAGCACCAACGGAACAGAGCGGCCACCAGUGGUUCCGAUGUAUCGGUGGUACGGAACGAGCAUACCCAAGGGCUCAAUCGAAACAGCAGCAGUGGAUACGUCUCUUGUUCGGAAUGCAGCUACGAUUCUGAAUCCUGCGCUUGCGCCUCCGCAGAUCGUUGCUACUGCAGUCUUCGCACGGAGCACCUGAACCACAAGCUGCGCCAGAAGAACGAGCGCAACAUGGCCAUGGCCACGCCCACCCGGAAGCCUACCAACAAUGGUGGCCUGCCACAGAAUGUGGUAGGAACCACAGGAACUAACCGACACUCGCUGAUCUCUUGUCGCUCCGACGACAAGUGCUACUGCUCCAUGGUGGAGGAGGAGCCGGCCAGCUCAAUGGAGCGGGAUUCAGCUAACAACUCGCACACGGAGACCACCACUUCCUGUGACUCUGAUAGCUGUGUGAGUGCCAGCAAGUGCUACUGCAAGCGAACUCAUCGCCGACAACGAUCCUCGGCAGCGGCAGCCAUCAGCGAGGACUCGCUGUCGCAACAACAAAGAAAAUCUCGUCCAGGAAACGCUGGAGCGGGACGCAAGGGAAAGGCAUCGGAUAAGCUGGGUCUGGACUACGAGCUUUUUAGCAUUAGCGGAAGCGGACAGCCGGUUCAGCCGCAUGAGGCGUUGAGCGUCAAGAAGAGCGUAGAGGCGGCGGCAGUGUUUGCUGACAUGAAACUCAGCCAGACGACGGAUAUAAAGAGUUUAUGCCCUCCAAAGGGCCCAGGAUCACGAGUAGGCAACGGAAGCUGCCGUUCGCAUGCAUCCUCCAGAAGGUCCUCUUACCGCACCCGCGAGUCCUUCAGUACUGAUAGGUUGGGUGGAGGUCUACCACUUCCAAUGCCUUUCAGCAAAGGCAUGGGAAUGGGUGGUGGAGGUAGUGCCGACAAUUUGUUAGCCAAUCUCAAGGCCAUGGAGGCCAAGGCCGCCUCUAUUCGAAGCAGCGCCAGUAGAAGCCGCAUGGGCAGUUAUCAAUCGAUGCGGGCGGUUAGCGCCUCCCUGGAGGACUCGCUGGGGUACUUGCCAUAGACCAGGAUGAUUGAUCCGACACUCAGAGCCGGCUAAGUUACGAUGUAUAUAGCUCAUAAGAAUAUACUUAAAGGAUAUAUUUAUACACGCAUAAACUUAUAAUCACUCGUACGGCUUAUGUUUCCCAAGACAAUUAUCACAGCCACUAUAUAGUUCGAUAAAUUAUCUUGUGAAACGUAAUCAUGUGUAGCUCUAAGUAUCUCCUAUAGAACAUUCAGUGUGACUUUAUUUUUAAGAUCUUAUCCGUAGAAAUCGAGGUGCAAUAUGAAGACCAACCAUUUGUGGAAUCACGAGUCCCAAUUAUUUAAAUCUGUGCAAUAUUUAUAACUACUAUAAAAAAUAAAAACUAUUUUUUAAAUUUA